AUGGCUCCGAAGCAACCUCCUCGCAUCCCGGCGCCUCCCCCCUCUGCCACCAACUUCCUCUUGCGCACCAGCCUCUACCUACCCAUCGGCCUAGCCACGGUCUACCUCACCUUCUUCCUCGCCCUCCUCACCCCUCUUUUCCAACGAAACUUUAUCUUUCUCCACUCGAUCCAAUUCCCCUUCUUUCCUUCCUAUCACAAACCCGAAAAGUACGGUCUUGCACCGUUCAAAACUCGACCUCUUUCACUCACCACCUCGGACGGCGAGACGAUUGGAGCAUGGCACGUUCUGCCCGAGCUGUACUACCAACAGCGUUUGAGUUCCUCUCCUGAUUUCGAGUGGGACGAUGACGUGUAUCAACGAUCGAUGCAACUUCACCCGACCAUCAUCUACCUGCAUGGAAACUCGAUGAAUCGAGCAGCACCGUUUCGCAUCGCCGCGUACCAAUCGCUCACCAGUCGAAUAGACGCAAAUGUCGUCGCGAUUGACUACCGCGGGUUCGGUGAUAGCACUGGUACACCCAGCGAACAAGGUCUCGUUGAAGAUGCCGAGACAGCCUACCGAUGGAUCCGUCAACAACAGGGUUCAUCGAAACAGAAGAUCACGGUCUUUGGACAGAGUCUAGGAACGGGAAUCGGUGCACUUCUAGCUGCAAAGCUCGAGCAGCAAUCAACACCUUUGGACAGUCUCGUACUCAUGGCACCGUACACAUCUCUCAAAGCACUCGUCAAAGACUUCCGGUUAGGCGGAAUCCUUCCUCUCCUCAAACCAAUCUCCCUGAUCCCUUUCAACGAAAACAUCCUCGACGCCUUCCUCAAAACUCACCUCAACACUCUCUACACCUUACCAAAACUCACUUCAUCCUCAUCCACUUCGAACCGACAAACCUCCAUCGUCCUCCUUCACGCACACGAUGAUCCCGUAAUCCCCAUAUCCCACUCCCGAACACUCUUCAAAACCAUGCUCGAUGCCACAUCCAACAACGUAUCGAUCCAAUCGAGAAACGUCACAGACUACGCACACGUUCAGCGGUUCAAGCCCAACGCCAAAAAGCCAGCGCAAACAGUGACACUCGUAGAGACCAAAUUCGGCGGUCAUAAUCAGUUGACAGAGGGCGGAUUGGAUCUCGUUCGUCUCGCACUGAAACUGCCGUCGCAUCUGGCGGGGUCGGGAUGA
Pseudozyma hubeiensis SY62 is the source of this 1176-nucleotide messenger RNA. RefSeq lists its product as hypothetical. The transcript has a single exon. The coding region runs from base 1 to 1176 and encodes 391 amino acids. Lineage: Eukaryota; Fungi; Basidiomycota; Ustilaginomycetes; Ustilaginales; Ustilaginaceae. Gene Ontology annotation, cellular component: endoplasmic reticulum membrane. Gene Ontology annotation, molecular function: phosphatidylcholine lysophospholipase A1 activity; monoacylglycerol lipase activity. The record is from RefSeq and is a predicted model, not a curated record. Gene Ontology annotation, biological process: monoacylglycerol catabolic process; phosphatidylserine catabolic process.